AUGCAGGUGGCAAUAAGCUAUGUUAUCGUACAACGAGCUGAUGGACUCUUCGCUCUCAACCAACAACCCGAGGCGACAGCUACGGACAAUACGCCAGAAGAUGAAACACAGUUAACCAGCGUAUACGAUAGGAAACUACUCGAGCUGUACUAUCUCGUGCAGAUUGUGCGUUCCUAUCGACGGCCCGCUUAUCAGGAGCCAACGGUGGUACUGUCUAAUCUCAUAGAUCGACUUACCAAGGAAGAAUUACGGGAACAGUUAGAGCGGAUGCUGGUGGGUGUGGAUGGAUUUGAGGAGAUUUUUAACAUUGGGCUACAUGAGCCAGAAUCAGAUGAGCGAGAUCCAGUGAAGGAGCAACUGGCGAACGAUUUUCGGCUCCUUUUCCCAAUCGUGGUAAGGACACUGACUGGAUUGCGUGACGCUGAUGACGGUGCAGGACUUGGAAAGCCUCUUACGGACAAUGCGGUUCACAGUAAGAUCCAAGAAGCGCUGAAUGAUUUCCGGAACUUGCUAAUGAGCGCCGACCAGUGGGAAGAUAGUGCAAGUGUUUUUGAAGAGCUUAAUUCCCAACAAAAGCUGACCUUGGAUAUCGUAGCACCCGGAGAGGUUAAUAAUGCAGAAGAGACAACAUCUGUUCUUGAGGAAAUUGUGUUCGUAACUGAAAUGCCCGUGGCGUCCAAUCAGCUCAUCGUGAAUGAUUAUGAUCUGGACGAUAACUAUCCUGCAGGCAGUUCGGCACAAAAGGAAUCAACCAAUGAACCGAUGGAAUUCUUUCCAGCCGGUAAUGAGUUAAGAUACUCAGUGGGGAACUCAAUCGAACAGCAAUCUCUAGAUGUGGACUCGGCUGAAAUCGAAGAGCCGCAAGAAGAAGCAGAACAGGACGUAAUCGUCUUGAGUCAACAUCUGAACACACCAAACGAGAAAGAUACAAACGAUCUAGUUCUACCGAUGGCUGUUUCUGUGAAGGACCCACAGAUCCUGGCCAUCAUUCCAGUGAUUGUCGAGCAGCUCCGCCAGGACAACGUUACAGCUGAGGAAAAGGAAACCCUGGCGGGCGUAUUUGGUGAGCUGUGGCCCCUAAUCAAGGCGGAAGCCUAUCGUUUACGACAUGCUGAGUAA
Messenger RNA from Anopheles aquasalis, 1119 nucleotides. RefSeq lists its product as uncharacterized. Lineage: Eukaryota; Metazoa; Arthropoda; Insecta; Diptera; Culicidae. The record is from RefSeq and is a predicted model, not a curated record.